Messenger RNA from Guillardia theta CCMP2712, 465 nucleotides. RefSeq lists its product as hypothetical. Gene Ontology annotation, biological process: positive regulation of transcription by RNA polymerase II. Gene Ontology annotation, molecular function: transcription cis-regulatory region binding; protein binding. Bases 1 to 465 code for a protein of 154 amino acids. Lineage: Eukaryota; Cryptophyceae; Pyrenomonadales; Geminigeraceae. The record is from RefSeq and is a predicted model, not a curated record. Gene Ontology annotation, cellular component: nucleus. The transcript is spliced from 4 exons.
AUGCGCCAAGAGCCGAUCAUGCGAUGGGACAACUUCCGUGCGAUGCCCUCCAAUCAGGGAGGAGAGACCACGUGGGAGCGCAAGUCGAUCGGGACGGGAUCGUGGGGGAUCAAGAAGGGAAGGGGCCUAGUGUCAGAGUUUGACCAGAAGACGAAGGACCUGCACGACGCGGCGAGGGCAGGGGACGCGUUCAAGAUCGAGCGGAUGGUGAAGUUUGUCGGGAUGAACCCGGACGAGGAGCUCGACGGUCUCGCUCCUAUACACGUCUCGGCCGCUGCCGGUCACUGUGAUGCCACACAGACUCUGCUGCGACUCGGAGCAUCGGUCGGGAAGAUCUCGUUUGAAGGGAAGAGUGCUCUGAUGUAUGCCGCUGAAUCAAACAACACCAAAGUUGCCCGCAUUCUGCUGCAGAACAAGCAGAUUUAUGCAGGAUGUGAGAUCGGAGAGGCAGGGGAGCUCGACUAG